GAGCGAUACGAUGUGGCAACACAAGUCAUUUCGAACGAGCAACGACACCACCAACGUGCCAAGGAAAGGACCAUCCACUCCACACUUUGAUAUUACUAGUAUCUGGUUUUGUUUUUUUAGUUUAAAUACCCAUGCAUCUAUUGAUGAGGUAACCAAUUGAAGCAUAACUGCUUUCAUCUGGAGAAGGAGAGAAUCACCCUAGACCAUCGAUAAACAGAAAUUUGGGACUGAAAAAGAAGCAAUGUCGAUCGACCAUACAGACUCUGUUCCGAACGGGGAGUCCCUCCCGAACGGGCACCCGUCGGUGUCGUCGCCUGGUGGUGGUGAUAGGGAAGACAGCACAGACAUCCUAGCCGCAAAGACGAAAAAUUUAUCUCUGAAAGACAGCAACUUCCAAGGAAGAGUGCCAAGCAAAGAAGAGGAAGAUCGAGCUCGCCCCCCAAAAGCAAAAGAUACACAUGCCACUUUGUACAGGCAAGAUUCAGACAAACAACUACCCGGGCUUGCGCUUGCCUACCGGUCGAUAAUCCGUGGUAUCGGGGAGGAUGCCAGUCGCCAGGGUCUCCGGAAGACGCCCGAUCGCGCUGCUAAAGCCAUGAUGUACUUCACAAAGGGAUAUGAAGAGAAAGUCGAAGAUGUUCUAAAUGAUGCAAUAUUUGAUGAGGAUCACGAUGAAAUGGUUGUAGUUAAAGAUAUAGAGAUGUUUUCCCUGUGUGAACACCACCUAGUGCCAUUUAUAGGAAAAGUAUCUGUGGGUUAUCUUCCAAAUAAGCGAGUAUUAGGCCUCAGCAAGGUUGCCAGGCUUGUUGAAAUAUAUAGCAGGAGAUUACAAGUUCAAGAAAGAUUGACCAAACAAAUAGCCCUCGCAGUGACAGAAGCCAUAGCACCAGCUGGGGUUGGUGUGGUCAUUGAAGCCACUCAUCUCAGCCACAUGUGUAUGGUGAUGAGAGGCGUUCAGAAGCUAAACAGCAAAACGAUAACAUCCUGCAUGCUUGGCGUCUUCCGGGAGGAUCCCAAGACCAGGGACGAGUUCUUGACGUUCAUACGUGGAUGAUGACAGUGAUGAAGAGAGAUAGAAGGAAGAAGAGGAGGAGCAGGAAGGAGAAUGGAAAGGAGAGGAAGUACGGUGGCAUUGAAUCCUGAUCUCAAUAUGAUCUUCAGCAAUAACGGAAUAAAUCAAGAAUAUUUUUGUUCGAAUAUGGGUCAUCACAUCAAAGUUAGAAAUAGCCAAAGGAUCAUGUUCUGUUGUCAGGUUUGAAUUAAACUCUCUGGCCCGUAUUCUGAACUCGGGCUUCAAUUAAACCCAGGUUUUAAGUUGUGGUUUAACUGUGGAGAGCCAAUUGGGACAUAAAUCCCGAACAGUACACAUUCAUUUAUUAGCUCAUGACACCUGAAUUUUCAUAAUUGUUUGGGAAUGAUAAAUGAAGUAUUUUUCUUCAUUAUGAAAGCCAAAGGAAACAUAAUAAUUGACAUAAGAAAUAUACAAUACAAACAGAAUUUUUGAAUUGUUUACUCCCCAUAAUUUUAGCACAGAGUUAGACCGUGGUCUAAGUCAAACCUGACUUCAGAAUACAGGCCCAUGUGGUUUAACUAUGGAUAGCCAACUGUGGCAUAAAUCUUUAAUGAUAAAGGUUCAAUGUAUUGGUUCAUUUGGCUCUCAUAUCAACAUUAACUGUCUGAGAAGGGUAAAUAAGAUAGUUGUCUUCACCAUUCAAGAAUCAGAAAAAGCGCAGUGUACAUUAAGCAAAAUUCUGACAUUUUGGUUUCCCAUCAUUUUAGCACAGAGUUAGACCAUGGUCAAAUUAAACCUGACUUCAGAAUACGGGCCAUAGUAUCUACACCUUAGACCUUAGGUCUUGUGUCACAGAGCUAUGUAAGCGACUGAUCGUUGAUUUUCACGAUGAAUUGUAUAUUGCGGUUAAUGCAAUCGAUCGUGAAAAUGUCCCAUUUUCAAUUGCUAAGCUAUGUGUUAAUGAGCCCUGGUUGCUUUUUCACAAAGAGUUUAAUGUGACUUUGUAACGGUGUCAUGAAAAGUGCUUUUGCGAAAAUUCAUUGCUCCGGUCAUAAUUAUUCGGAAGACUUAUGAUGAUGGUUAUUGUUAAGAUAGGGUUAUUCAGAGUAAUGUAAAGCAUGUGAUAAUUAGAGGUUUAUUGGGAGAUUUUAUAUUUGGUGUGAUAUGCAUAUUUUCCAUCGAAGCACUGUUGGGCGUUUCAUGAAGCCAUUUGUAAAGUUAUGCACGACUGUAACAUGUUCUUGGAUCCUAAGCCAGGUUAGCCAGCUACAUAGAGAUAUACCGUUUAAGCACAAAAAAUGAUCACCAGUCAUUUAUAAAUUUAUGUGUAAAGUAAACAGCUUUAUUAAAUACCCACCUGAUUGCCGGAGCAAAUGGCAUGGGAUUUCAAUGACGUGAAAGCAAACCAUUCACAUCUCAUAAAGUCAUUCGCAAUCUCAUGGAUGGCUUUUUUGAAGUGCUCUUCUCUUGACCAUGAGCAGGGGCUCAUUUGCAUGCAGAAAGAAUUGCAAUCAAACACAUGUUCAGAAAUCAAACGCAAUUUGAUUUUCAACCCAUCACAUAGGCUCCAUUUGGGAGUUGAGUUUGAUAUUUCAUAAGGUUUCAACAAGUCUUGUCGCGCUGCAGGGCCCCAGGCCCUUGACUGGAUGUAGUUCCUACAGGCAAGUAGGAAUUUAAGAGCUACUUUCUAGGUACACAUUCCGGGGACUCAAGAGGGC
Lytechinus variegatus (green sea urchin) is the source of this 2730-nucleotide messenger RNA. Its product is annotated as GTP cyclohydrolase 1-like. The transcript has 7 exons. Gene Ontology annotation, molecular function: GTP cyclohydrolase I activity; GTP binding; zinc ion binding. Gene Ontology annotation, cellular component: cytoplasm. Gene Ontology annotation, biological process: tetrahydrobiopterin biosynthetic process; tetrahydrofolate biosynthetic process. NCBI's taxonomy places the organism in Eukaryota, Metazoa, Echinodermata, Echinoidea, Temnopleuroida, Toxopneustidae. The record is from RefSeq and is a predicted model, not a curated record. Bases 242 to 1054 code for a protein of 270 amino acids.